Messenger RNA from Cyprinodon variegatus (sheepshead minnow), 1399 nucleotides. RefSeq names its product urocortin-3-like (gene ucn3l). Lineage: Eukaryota; Metazoa; Chordata; Actinopteri; Cyprinodontiformes; Cyprinodontidae. Gene Ontology annotation, biological process: adenylate cyclase-activating G protein-coupled receptor signaling pathway; cellular response to nutrient levels; digestion. Gene Ontology annotation, molecular function: hormone activity; corticotropin-releasing hormone receptor 2 binding. The record is from RefSeq and is a predicted model, not a curated record. Gene Ontology annotation, cellular component: extracellular region. The transcript is spliced from 2 exons.
AUGGUCGAGGAAGACACUCUGCCGAGUAGACAGACAGUGCGCACUGUUGACCUCCCCACAGUGUUUGCCAGAACUCAGGAACUGAAAUAAGAACUUCACAAGAAGAUUUCUCCUUCUUUACUUCUCUUUUCAGACUGGUUCCAAACCCAAAGAGUAUUCUUAAUCGCAGGACAAGAGAGAGGACACAGCAUGCUGUCAUCUUUGAAGACCCUGCUGCUGCUCUCCGUCCUGUGUGCACCGACUUCCAGCCUGUGCUUGCGCCUUUACCAGAGCCGACCCGACCUUCUCUGCAACGAUCACAUGGCUCUGGAGGCUCGAAGUGAGGAGAGCGAACCAGGCUACUCCCCCGUGGAUGCCUGGGCUUCCCUCCUGCAGUCCGCGGACUACCUCUCCUCCUCCUCGGUCGAGUCAAGUCGGGAAAAAAGGACUUCAACUCCAACAAACUACCGCUUCAUGAGCCGGACGAAGCUCAGAGGGCAGAUGCUCCGCAACAACAUCAAAGGUGACCGGAGAAGCAGACUGACUCUGUCUCUGGACGUCCCGACAAACAUCAUGAACGUCCUCUUUGACGUCGCCAAAGCCAAGAACCUGCGCGCAAAAGCGGCUGAGAACGCGCGGCUCCUGGCGCAGAUCGGGCGAAGGAAAUAAGAAAACAUGUGGAAAAAAACAAAACAAAACAAAAAAAAACUCUGAUUUAGCACAGAGCAGUUAGUAAAUGUAUUGAAUAAAUGUUAUUUGCUCAGACACAACAAAAUGUUCCACAAGGGAAAACAUCCACUCUAACAAAGGGAAACCAUGUUAUAACUGCGGUGAUCUCAUACUGUAUGUGAGUUGGCAUUGUCCUUGUUCAAAUCAAAGCACAGCAAGAAAUCUGCCUGAUGUUUAGCAUAAAUCGAAAAAAUAUAUAUUUAAUUCAAAAUACAUUUUUAAAUAACCCAAAAUUUUGUUUGAUGUGCAAAUUAAGUAAAAAAAAGUGUUGGUUUGUUUGAUAUGAUAAAGAUGUUUCAUUGGCUUGAAGUAUAUUAUAUUUUACAAAUGCAUAGGUUCCUAAUCUUGAAGAAGUGUGAAGCACUGUUUUUAUAGUGCUUUAUUAAUAAAGUCAGAUGAUAUGCGUGAUUCCUGUCCUAAAUCCAAACAACAUAGAACUCUCUAAUUUUCAUUUGCUGAAGAUAAAAAGUAAUUAAUACGUACGUUAGGAAAUGUUGAACUGUGGAAGAUUUGGUCAUAAUUGAAAUAAUUUGCCUUUUUUCUUCAAGGAUUUAUUUUUAUCUAAUUACAGGAAUCAGUUAACUAUGGAAGAACCCUUCAUUGGAAAACAACUCACUGGCAAUAAAAUACUGUACAAAUUCACCUGCAAAGAUCAUGAAUACAAAUGCAAAUGCAUGUGAAUGUAUGCUGU